AUGUAUAAAAGAGACACAAGAGAAGAGACCAAACUUACUGUAACAAUGGCACAAACAAAUCCAAGGUUCCAUGAAGCACCUGCUUCUGUCUACCAAGAUUUUGAACCAUCUUUUGAAUGGGUUCAAGAUCAACAAAGUGACACCCUUCUUCUUAUGCUUAAAGGAUUUAGAAAGGAGAAUCUGAGGGUUCAAAUUGGCACAAACCGUAGACUAAAACUCAGAGGUGAAGAACAGAUAAGUGAGAACAAGUGGCGUAGAUUUAACAAAGAAUUCACCAUUCCUUCUCAUUCUAACACCAACGGGAUCAAAGCCAAGUUAGAAGGUGGCAUACUAUACAUAAGGAUUCCCAAAAGCAUCACUCAGGUUAAGCCAGAAACAAGCUCACCAACACAACCAAAGGAUCCAACACAGGAGGAACCAGAGAAAGGUGAAGUAGUUUCUGACACAAAGGAGAUGGGGAAAGAAGGAGAAGAUGAUAACAAUGGUGAGAUUGUUGAUAAGAAGGGUGAGAAGAAGGUUUUCCAAAGAUUACACACCACCCUUUAUGGUUUGGUUGGGGAUAUUGUGAAGCAAAAGAAGUUACCUAACUUGGUGGUUGCCAUCUUCUUGUUCUUGGGCAUGGGAAUGUAUGUCAUAAAUGCAAUCAAGUCCACUUUUGGAGGAUCAACAAUCCAAGACCCUUAA
This is a messenger RNA of Sphenostylis stenocarpa, 684 nucleotides long. The record is from the annotation of a GenBank genome assembly. NCBI's taxonomy places the organism in Eukaryota, Viridiplantae, Streptophyta, Magnoliopsida, Fabales, Fabaceae.